CAAUUGGCACUCACGCGAUGCUCCAUAUCUUCUCUUUCUUGUACUGUAAAUAAUAAGUUCCUGUUUUGGCGAGCUUAUUUGCCCGUCGGGCCCUACUGUCACCAGGAUGGCAUGCCAGACGCAGAAAGCCCUUCUAAUAAUCGCAAACUUACUCAUUCCCGCAGCCGUCCUGACAUUCGCUGUUGGCUUCUUCCCUUACAAAGCUGUUCUGCCAGGACUGGCGACAUAUAGGCAGUUAGAAUAUGGGGAUCCACCCAAGGCGCCUUUUGACAAGGUCGUCUUCAUGGUUGUAGAUGCACUCCGAAGUGAUUUUGUAUACUCUGAGAACUCUGGCUUUAAAUUUACACAGAGCUUGAUACGUUCUGGCAAUGCCAUACCCUUCACAGCCCAUGCCAGCUCUCCCACGAUUACCAUGCCCCGCGUAAAGGCCAUAACCACCGGGUCAAUUCCUUCUUUCCUCGAUGUAAUAAUGAACUUUGCAGAGUCUGACGACUCAUCCACACUGGCCAACCAAGAUACAUGGUUGGCGCAAAUGAAAGCAAAACCAGACGGCAAGCUCGUUAUGUACGGAGACGAUACGUGGCUGAGACUGUUCCCCGGUUUCUUUGAUAGAGAAGAUGGAACGUCAAGUUUCUUUGUAUCGGAUUUCACGGAGGUCGACAAUAAUGUGACGAGACAUGUGCCCGGAGAAUUGAGGUCUGACCAGAGUGAUUGGACAGGAAUGAUCAUGCAUUAUCUUGGAUUGGACCAUAUUGGGCAUAAGACUGGUCCGCUUGGACCUAAUAUGAUUCCCAAGCAAAAAGAGAUGGACGGCAUCGUGAACAAGAUAUACAAUGCCAUUGACAAGAGACCCCAUCUCGAGUCAACCCUGUUUGUUCUCUUGGGCGAUCAUGGCAUGAAUGAAGGGGGAAAUCACGGCGGAUCUGCGCCAGGCGAGACGUCGCCAGCCCUUGUCUUCAUCUCACCCAAGAUGAAGAAGAUAACCAAAGGCUACAAGUGCCCGACAACCCCUAAAGACGACUAUAAUUACUACCGGACAGUGGAGCAAUCCGAUAUAGCGCCAACUUUGGCUGGUCUUCUAGGCUUCCCAGUACCGCAGAACAAUCUCGGCGUUUUCAUCCCGGAGUUCUUCGAGUUCUGGGAGAACGAAAACGAUCGCGCUCAGCUGCUGCUGAGAAACGCAAUGCAGAUUCUCGACAUCGUCAAAGCGACGUUCCCACAUGAAGCUUUCAGCAACCCCUUUUCUGCACUUGACUGCUCUUCCCCGUCGUCUGGCGCGGAGGAGCUCGCGUGUAAAUGGAGGACGUGCACCACUAUAUUCCAUGCAGCAGGCAGUUUUCGACCUCGAGCAUCCGAGAUCAUGCCCGCUCUCACAGACUUCGUCACGGCAGCGCAAUCAACCAUGAGCAGUACCGCAAGCGCCUACGACAUCCCAAAACUGAUCAUCGGCGUCGUCGUCUCCUCCCUCGCCGCAAUCCUAGCCCUCGCAGCGCUCCUCCCCAUCCGCUCAGUAUCCCCCAGCGGAGCCUUCUACACGAUCCUCCUCCUCAUCUACGGCAUCAUGAUGUUCGCAUCCAGCUUCGUCGAGGAAGAACAGCACAUCUGGUACUGGACCGCAUCCUUCUUCCUCCUCUAUCUUUGGAUCCGCAGCCUCCGCACCGGCACUUCCCUCUUGUCUUCCUUCACAAGCCCCGAGAUACUCGCUCUCGCCGUCCUAAGAAUUGCGAGACGGUAUAACCAGACCGGUCAGAAACAUGCCGGCGCGCCAGACAUUGCGCAUUCGUCGUUCCUGACCAUGCCGAUUGUGCUGUGGUCGCUUGUGGGACUGACGUACUUGCUUGCUACGCUGAUGCUCAUGCCGCACUUUGCGCCGCGGUCGACGUCUGCGGAUGGCCCGAUGGCGGAAGAGCUGUUCUUUGGGAUCAGUGCGAGUGUGUCGAUUGGGUUUCUGGCGUUUGUAUUCAAGGCCGCGUUUACGGCGCGCGAUGCGCCCGAGUCGCUAGACGGGCUUCUGUUCAGUGACUUGAGGGGCUUUCUCGAGCAGUUGCCGAUCGUUCUUCUUGCGAGGUUGGUUUUUAGUGCGCUUGGUUUGGGUUUGCUUUAUAUGGUUGUCGCGGCGCGAGUACGGCGUAGCCAGGGGAGGGAUGAGGAGGAACCAGAGGUUUCGCGCCUCUCAUCCGGGCUGUUCGAACUCCUCAACGUCUUCAUCCUCACGCAAACAAAGACAACCAACAUCCCGCUCUUUCUGCUAUUCCGCGUCAUGCACCACGCACUUUCAACGCACCCUCUAACACCGCUCCAAACAACACUCACAACCCUACUCAUGACACACGUCUCCUUCUUCGCCCUCGGCAACUCCAAUGCAAUCUCCAGCAUCGACCUCUCAAACGCCUACAACGGCGUGUCUGGCUACAACAUCCUCGCUGUCGGCAUCCUCGUCUUUGCCGGAAACUGGGCCGGGCCAAUCUGGUGGUGCGCCGCCGGCGUUCAACUUCUCAAGACUUCAUCAUCAUCCACAAGCCUCAUCACCCCCGAAUCCGCGAAAUCAAAUGCCCAGAAAGACGCGCAGACAGAAAAGGAAUGGGUGAUGCGAGAACGCAAGCGUCUUGCUGCGUCGGUAAAGCCGGGUGCGGCAAAGGAAGAAGAAGUGGGUGAUGAUGGGAGGUGGUUCGGGCAUGUGGCGUGCCUGACGCUGUUUUCAGCAACCAGUCUGGCUGCUGUCAUGGUGGCGUGUACGGUGCUGCGCACGCAUCUGUUUGUCUGGACGGUGUUUAGUCCAAAGUACCUGUAUGCGAUGGCGUGGGGCACGGUGUGGCAGGUGGUUGUCAAUGUCGGUCUUGGCGGGUUGUUCUGGUGUGUAUAGACGUGUAGACUAUGGCAACCGUAUGUGCAUCGUCGUCGUCGUCGUCAUUAUCCUGCUUCCCAACCAACCAUCCAUUAACCCCCCUUUUCUCAAUCAUCACACCCUUUCA
This is a messenger RNA of Pseudovirgaria hyperparasitica, 2972 nucleotides long. Its product is annotated as alkaline phosphatase-like protein. Gene Ontology annotation, biological process: GPI anchor biosynthetic process. The record is from RefSeq and is a predicted model, not a curated record. The transcript has 9 exons. Lineage: Eukaryota; Fungi; Ascomycota; Dothideomycetes; Acrospermales; Acrospermaceae. The coding region runs from base 107 to 2863 and encodes 918 amino acids. Gene Ontology annotation, cellular component: endoplasmic reticulum membrane.